Messenger RNA from Fraxinus pennsylvanica, 2313 nucleotides. The record is from the annotation of a GenBank genome assembly. Lineage: Eukaryota; Viridiplantae; Streptophyta; Magnoliopsida; Lamiales; Oleaceae.
AUGGCAGUCUUCACCACGACGACCACUACUGGCGGCAGUUUCCUAGCCGAAAAACGAGUAUUUCCGGUGAGAUUGAGAUCCGCCUACGACGCCGAGUUGAUCUCUCAGCAACUCGUAGACGCGGCUCAUGCUGAUGAUCUUGUGUUAGCUUUGGACCUCAUUUCGAAUUUAUUUGUGGACGUUAAUUUCAUCGGAACAGUGUGCUUAAAGUCCAGAAAAACAGAGCUUGUAUUGAACGGCGAGAAUGCCAGUGAGGUUCGCGUUGAGUUUGAGGAGUUUAAGACUGACGUAACCUCUCUUUUCCUCGCUGCUCGUAACGGAAAUUUAACACUCGUCAAAAAGUUAUUGGAUGUUGGAGCCAAUGUGAACCAGAAACUGUUCCGAGGGUAUGCGACAACAGCAGCCGUGAGGGAAGGCCACAUUGAGGUGUUGGAGAUGCUGCUAAAUGCCGGGGCAGGUCAGGCUGCAUUUGAGGAGUCUUUGUUGGAAGCAUCUUACCUGGGGCGGGCCAGAGCUGCUGAGCUUCUCAUGGGCUUUGCUGUGGUCCGCUCUCAUGUUGCAGUUAAUGCCCUUGUGACCGCAUCCAGUAGAGGGUUUGUUGAUUUUGUCGAAACACUCAUAAAGAGUGGAGUAGAUGCCAAUGCAACUGCUAGGGUGCUGCUGCAAUCUUCUAAGCCAUCUCUCCAUGCCAACGUUGACUGUAAUGCACUUGCUGCUGCUAUUAUUAGCAGGCAGAUCUCUGUUGUCAAACUGCUAUUGCAGGUUGGUGUCAGAACAGACAUUAAGGUUAGGCUGGGAGCUUGGGCAUGGGACACAAUUACGGGGGAAGAGUUCCGAGUAGGCGCUGGCUUGGCUGAGCCCUAUCGUGUCACUUGGUGUGCAGUGGAGUACUUCGAAGCCAGCGGUGCUAUCUUGCGCAUGCUUCUUCAGCAAAUCUCUCCAAAUAUUCCCCAUCUAGGGAGGACGCUCGUACACCAUGCUAUCCUAUGCGGCAAUGCAAGAGCAUUCGGCGUGCUUUUGAGUUGCGGUGCUGAUAUAGAACUACCAGUUGAAACAAUUAAACAAACAGAUUUCUACCCGAUACAUUUUGCUGCAAGACUUGGAUUAUCUACAAUUCUUGGCCUCCUAAUAAAAGCCGGCUGUAAUUUGAAUUCAAAAACUGGAUCUGGUGAGACUGCUCUAAUGAUUUGUGCUAGAAAUAAGCAGGAGGAGUGCCUCAGACUUCUGACUUCAGCAGGCGCUGAUUUCGGUUUGACAAAUACAUCUGGUCAGUGUGCUAGGUCGAUUGCUGGAACAAUGCUGUGGACACUUGGCUUCCAGCAAGCAGUUUUGGAUGUGAUUCAAACGGGGAAAAUUGUUCAAUCCAGCAAUUCCGAAAUUUUUUCUUCCCUACUGUUUGCAACUCAAGCAAAUGAUAUCGCAUCCCUACAGAAACUUAUCAAGCAACCAGAUAUUGAUCUUAACCAGAGAGAUGAGAACGAAUUUUCAGCUGUUAUGGUUGCUGCAGCAGGUGGUCAUGUUGAGGCAUUCCGGCUACUCGUCAAUGCAGGGGCUGAUGUGGAAAUUCAAAAUAAGUACGGUGAAACAGCAAUUAGUCUAGCCGAAGUAAAUCAGAAUAGUGAUGCGUUCAAAAAGGUAUUGACCGAAUAUGCCUACGCAAAGGGAAAUCAGAACACUAGGGGAUCCUCUGCUCUUCAUCGGGCUGCAAGGAUUGGCGACCUCGAUUUGGCUCGGGCAUUAAUAAAUGAGGAACGUGACAUCGACGUUCUUGAUUGUGAUGGAUAUACUCCACUCAUGCUGGCAGCAAAGGCAGGUGAUGGAAGCAUGUGUGAGCUUCUAAUUUCAAGUGGGGCUAGAUGCGAUCUUAUGAAUGCAAGGCACGAGACAGCACUUUCAUUGGCCAGAAAAGGCAUUGCUGGUAAUGAUGCAGAACAUAUUAUAUUAGAUGAGCUCGCUCGAAAACUCGUGUUGAGGGGGGCAUAUGUCAAGAAGCAUACGAAGGCAGGCAAGGGAUCUCCUCAUCUGAAGGUAUUGAAGAUGGUGGAGGCUACCGGAAUAUUGCGAUGGGGAAAAUCGAGUAAGAGAAAUGUGAUCUGUCGGGGAGCCGAGAUCGGUCCAAGCUCAACAUUCCGAUGGAACCGAAGGAAGAAGUUUGAUGGUGAUGUUCCGGGCAUGUUUCGGGUGGUAACUACAAAGAACAAGGAAAUCCACUUUGCAUGCGAGGGGGGAGUCGAAACAGCCGAGCUGUGGGUGAGAGGAAUAAAACUUGUAACUAGGGAAGCUAUUUUUGGUAGGAAAGCAAGGGGCGCGUGA